AAUAAUUCGUGGUUGUGCUCUAACAAACCUUUGUUGUUUCAGUUCGCUGUCUAUAAACAAAUAAGUCGGUGAUAACAAUUAGUUCAUACCAGCGAUCCAAGCGUUAAUUAUGUAAAGUACGUUCACUCCUUCCCGCAGCGACAAGGAUGUCAGGUCGAAACAAUUCUUUGCACUUUGCUUUGCGUUCGUCUGCGGCAAUGUUCCGUGACGCUAAUGUAAAAUGUGCACAUACUCGUUAUCGGUCGUUGUGCUCGUUAUUUGAAAGAUGUGCGAAUAUGUGCAGGGGAGAACUGGCGAUGGAACGUUGUUACGCCUUCACGCCCUCAUAAAUUCAUGAAGUUCGUGAAUUCGCAAUUGUGGCCGCAUGAGUAUCGUUAUGAAAAGGCUGCGGGGAAAAAAAUUGCAGGCUGAAUCUAUUGUAGAAUUUAAAUCUGAGCCUGUUUAAUAAUUUGUCAUAAAGUUUAGAAGAUAACCUCAAAAAGGUUGUCAUUAUUGCAGGAAGUCAUAUCCCGAGCGGCCGUUUUAAGGGAGUUAAUUUGAUAUUCUGAAUUUUGAGAAGAUGACUGAAGUAACGACGAAAGUGACGUUUGAUUCUUUACCGAAUGAGAUCCUGUUAAAAAUUUUUACAUAUCUGGACAGUGAAGACGUAUGUUUAAUAGUAGCCGAAGUUUGUGAACGAUGGAAUUAUAUAAGUCGCGAUGUAACGUUAUGGAACAAUUUAAACUUAAUUUGCAGCAACAAUAUGAGCAUAGAUUACCUUGAAUUUGUGUUACCGAAAAUGCCUCUCAUAAAAUCUGUUAAGCUUCAGUGGCGAACUGAUGUAGAUUUAAUAUUCAAGCUACUUUGCCACAGUUGUGAAGAAAUUCGUCAGUUGGAAUUGGUAUGUUGUGGGAAGAUGAAGGAUUCUUGCAUGCAGCUUUUGACUGACCAUUUUCCAAAUCUUGAAGUUUUUAGCUUAGGAAAAUGUUGGGCCAUUGAACCGAAUUGUUUUAACUUAAUUUGCAAGUUUUCACAGCUGAGAAAAUUAAAUGUGUCACAUAGCAGAUGUUUGGAUGGCCCAUUACUUAAAGCGAUUGCUGAUGCAUGUUGUUUUUUGCAGCACAUCAAUCUUGAUUAUGUUAGAGGGCUUUCAGAUGACAGUGUCAUGUAUUUAUUAGAAUCAAAGAAUGGUCUGCUGUCAUUAAUAUUAUAUGGUGAAUGCCUUACGGAUGUCGCAUAUUGUUACAUGGAAAAUUGUAAGAUGCUACAUACUUUACAUUUAUCAUCAUGCAUUCAGAUGACAGAUAAGGGGUUAAGGAGCAUCACAAAAUUAAAUUCACUCAAGUCAAUUAAACUGAGAUUGGCAAAAAACCUAAGUACAGAAGGCAUAAGUAAUUUCUUGCAAAGUCGUAUGGCAUCAAAACUGGAGUGUCUGAUUUUAUCUCGGUUGCUCAGUAUGAAUGACGUUGCUGCUCAUAUUAUUUCGAAGAAUUGCAUUCGUGUGCGAUAUCUAGAGCUGGUGUAUUGUCCAAACAUUACAUAUCAGAUCCGAGAAUGUCUUGUUUCUGGCUGUAAGGAGUUGAAGGUUCUGCAUUUCAGACAAAAUGGUCACACAGAUAUAUUGAAUGCCGUUAAUUAAGGAUUCACUGUUGUUGUUUAAGGGUUGAAAUAGUGUCACUACUGUAUUCAGUAAUGCCAUCUUAUUUAUGCUGUUUAGUAGUAUUAGCUCUCCUGCAAGUGUGAUGUCUACUUAUGGCCCCCAUACACACACAGUUUGGCCUCCCGUUCAGCCUGCACAGUUGAAGGCUAAAGGGCAAAACUGAUGUGUGUGGUGCGGCCAGUCGGCCAAUCGUUUGGAAUGUUGGCCUGUAGGAAACCCGUCAGCCCGUCAGUUCUACCUGCAGGACCAUAGCACGUGAUGUGUGUGAUUCAGCAAUAGAGGCUGGAAGACCGUGACCGUGGCAUGAAGCCUGCCGGUUUAUCUAUGCGUGUAUGGGGAAGGAACGGGAGAGGGCAAACUGAAAGUUUAGCCUGUAAGGUCGAUCGGAAGGCCAAACUGUGUGUGUAUGGGGCGCCUUAGGCCUAAUGAAGGCGAGCAUUUGGAAUAUAUAGGUCCUCAUAAUUAAUAGGUCUCUGUAACGAUUUGAUUGUCUAGUCAUCAGAUAAGAUGAAUGAUCUUAUACCAUUAAUUGUUUAAUCCUACAAUGUAACAAUUUGAGUUUAAGUAUUAUAUGCUAUAUGUAUGGCAUGUUUAUUGCUAUUUUAGUGUUAAUUCAUAACCUCAGAAAAUAUUAUAUUGUAAGCCAUUAGUAACUUUCUGCUUUCCUUAAUUGAAGGGCAGUCUGAAAAAAGUCUUAAGUUUCCAUUUCAAAUUAAUUCUUACUACUUAAUGUUUAUUCUCACAUGAACUAAUGCAGCAGUUAUAGGAUUUUGAUAGUUACUGCACUGUUACAUUUCGUUCACAAUCCUACUGUUUGUACAAUAUGUUUCAGCUUUAUAAGGCCUUUCUCAAGCACCUAUCUUAUGUGUAAGCUGCUUUACUGCAUCAUUUCCUUAUUGAAGGAAGCACCAAUUAGAAUUAAUGUAAAAUUAAGUUGGAAGUUAAAUUGGUUAAAAUAGUUAAAUGCUUUUAAAUUUACAUGGGUAGUAACUCAAGUUUUCCACAAAUUUUCACUUUUUGAAGGUGAGUACUGCAGUGCACAUUUUUUCCUUUACUUUACUUUACUUUACUUUAUUUAUUGCAUUCUGUCAAUCCAUAUAAGGUCAAACCAACCUACUGGAUAUAGAAUCUGUCAUGUUUAAACAUAAAAUAAUAAAAUAUACAUUCAUAACCAUGUCUGAACGUAAGAUAAUAAAAUAUACAUUCCUAACCUGUACAAGGACAAAUGAAAACACUAAGAACCACUAUAAAUUAGUGCAGUCCUAUACAAUAAUACAAACACUGAUACAGUUGUAGUAGAUACAUAAGCUGUGUAAUUAUAUUAUCCGUAGGAGAGACAAUCAAGACAAAGUGUUCAUUGAGAAGUUGAUUUAUAGUAUUCAUCAAUACUAUAAAAAGCAUGUUCAGUGAGAUAGCUUUUUAAUAAAAAUUUGAAUUCUUUAAUAUCUUUGGAUAGCAAUUUAAUGUUUGAGGGUAAGUGGUUAUAAAUCUUGCUACCUGAGAAAAGCACUCCUUUUUGAACUAUUGAUGGAUUUGUAGAAGGUAAAUAUAAAUUGUGAUUAUAACGUCUGUUGAUAUCAUGAAUAACAGUAUUAGCAAUAAAAUAAUUUCUGUUCUUAACGACAAAAAGAAGUAAGGAGAAAAUGUACUGAGACUGAAGUGGCAAUAUUUGUAAUUUUUUAAACAAUCCGCGGCAUGAAUCCAGUCUACCCAAACCAGAUAUAACUCUUAUUAUUCUUUUUUGAAUUUUGAAGAUAAACUCAUUAUGAGGGGCAUUACCCCAAAAGAUAAUACCAUACGACAAUAAAGAAUGUACAUAGGAAUAAUAGAUCAUCCUCAUUGAUUCUAGUGACAUAAAUGGCUUUAUUGCCCUUAUUGCAUAACAAGCCUUAAUGAUAAAUCCGUAAUAUGGUUCUUCCGAGAUAAGGUACUAUCAACAUUUAUUCCCAAGAAUUUAGUACAAUUGAUAUUUGUAAUAAUUGAAUUAUUAGAUAUUAUUUGCAAUUCUAUUUCCCUGUGCUUUUUUAGAAAGAAUUGUAUAAGGUGUGAUUUAUCACAAUUUAAUGUUAGAAAGUUACUAUUAAACCACAUAAUUGUUUCAUCAGAACUAAUUUGAUAUUAUUUUUAAAUUUUUCAGGAUUCGUGUUUGAUAUAAUACUUGUAUCAUCAGCAAAUAAUAUUGGAUUACCUAUUUUCCUAACGGAUAAUGAGAAAUCAUUUAUGUAAAUAAGGAACAAUAAAGGCCCCAAAAUAGAGCCUUGUGGAACUCCAUGUUUAACUAUUUCCCAUUUUGAAGACACUUUAUUAAGUUCGAUAUCUUUCUUUGAUACCCUCUGAUAUCAAUUUUGUAAGUAUGAUCUCAUUAACUUAUUUACCAUAUCCGAGACUCCAUAGAAUUCCAUUUUUGCCAGGAGUAUUUUGUCGUUAACACAGUCAAGACGCCUUUUGUAGGUCACAGAAUAAACCAACAUAAUUCUUUUUGUCUAAAGAAGACAAUAUAUUAUUUAAAAGAAUGUGUGUUGCCAUUUCAGUAGAUGAUUUUUCCUUAAAUCCAAAUUGUUUGGUGACCAAUAUAUUGUGCUUAUUUAUAUGGAAGUAUAAUCUUUUAUAAAUGAUUUUUUUGAUAAUUUUGGAAAAAGUUGGGAGGAGCGAGAUAGGCCUGUAAUUCGUAAAUUCUGAUUUAUCACCCUUGUAUAACGGCUUAACUUCUGAGAAUUUCAAUCUAUCAGGAAAUGUACCUGUUUGUAGGAUCUUGUUAAAUAUGUAUGUUAAGGGUGAUAAGACAUAUGGAGCACUAAAUUUCAGAAUUCUUAGUGAUAUCUCAUCAUAUCCAUGAGAGUUCUUAGGUUUUAGUGAAAAUAUUAUUUUUUCAAUUUCAUGGGUAUUCGUAUUACUAAGUUUCAUAGAUGGAAACGAAUGAUAAAAAUUCUGAUGUAAAUAAGAUAAAGAGUCUUUAUUAUUAACAGAGGCUUUCCCCGAGGAGUUUUAAGUAAUUUUUUGGCUACAGAUGAGAAGUAAUCGUUAAACACAUUUGCUAUAGCUAUGGAGUUACCAGAUAAUUGUUUUUUUAAGUUCAUUGUAGUUACAUUCUCAUUAGGCCCUUUAUUAUUAAUAAUGGUUUUUACUAUAUUCCAAGUAGUUCUAGUCUUAUUGUUACAUUUUAAUAAAAGUUUAUUAUAAUAGUAUUUUUUUGCAGUCAUAAUAACCCUGGCUAAGAUUCGACAGUAUUUCUUAAAGUGUUCUUUGAUAUUAGGAUCAUUGCUGUUUCUGUAAGCUAGAUAAAGUUUCCUUUUAUUAGCACAUGAUGUUCUAAUAUCGGAAGUUAGCCAUGGUUUUAGUUUAUACGAAUAUAGGGAUUUUACCACAGGAAAGCAUGCAUAGCAAAUUCUAAGAAAUGUGUUCAAAAAAUUAUUAAAAGCCAUAUUCACAGUAGUUUCAGAAAAAAAUCUUCCCAAUUUUCAUAGCUUAACAAAAAAUGUAAAUUGACCUAUUGAGUAGUUAUUGAUAUCUCUCCUAAAGUAAUAUACCUGUUUAGGGAUAGGAAUAGUAAUAUUAUUUAAGGUGAUGACCUGAGCAUCAUGGUCAGACAGACCAUUAAUAAGAGGAUGUACAGAAAAUUCGUGCAAAUUGGUAUUAAUAUAUAUAUUAUCUACUAAGGUGCAGGAAUUAUUAAAAAUUCUCGUAGGAAAAUUAAUUGUACUAAAAAGAUUAAAAGAAGCUAAGAGAGAGUUUAAAAGAUCUUUCCUACUAUUAUCAUUAAAAUAGUUUAUGUUAAAGUCACCACAUAAAAUUAAUUCAUUUGAUUUUGAUUUGUUUCAUUCUGGUCCGUCACACUAACAAUUACAAACAUAAAUCACAUUGGACUGAGUGAUUUAUAUUUGUAAUUAAUUUGAUAUUUUAUGCACUUUGUUAAGAAUUAAUUCCAGUUGGUUUAAGAAGUAAGAAAAAUUGCCAGUAGGGGAUCUGUACAUACAGAUGAUAAUAUAGUGGUUUGAUGUAAAAGGUAACUUUAAAGCAGAAAUUUCAAGGUCCUUCUCUUUAUUAAAUUGGUCACGAUUAAUAGUAGAAAACUGAAUAUUCUUAUGAACCAUAACACACGCUCCUCCAUGACUAUGUUGUCACAUGUUGGGUGUGUCACGCGACAAAUUCAGGUGGGUCUCGAAUUUGGCAAAUCUUUAUUGGAUACUCACUCUUACACUCUUUACAAUUGUUAUUACUUCAACUGUAUUCUGCGGCGGCUAUCUUUCAACUGUAUAGUAUGGCGACUAGGUUCCAACUGUGUUGUUGCUCUCUGUGGCUCUCGGCUUAUGUAGGUGUUCUGCGGACUCAGUAGAAGACACCCCUCGCCAAGGUUCGAUCUCAUGUGUUUGGCAAUCUGUUGCUUCAGGAACGCUGUUUAUACACUGGUAACAUGUUUCGUCUCAUCCGUUGUUACUCAACGGGCCUUCUGUUGUUCAUCUCUAAGAAAACGCUGCUUCAUUGAUUCUGCAAUUGCUAUGCAAUGGCCCACUGUUAUUGCAUUACCAUGGAAGUAUCUACUCCAGACACGUUACAAUAUAUUUU
Messenger RNA from Cryptotermes secundus, 6202 nucleotides. Its product is annotated as F-box/LRR-repeat protein 20-like. Gene Ontology annotation, molecular function: protein binding. The transcript has 2 exons. The record is from RefSeq and is a predicted model, not a curated record. Lineage: Eukaryota; Metazoa; Arthropoda; Insecta; Blattodea; Kalotermitidae. The coding region runs from base 560 to 1618 and encodes 352 amino acids.